This is a messenger RNA of Asparagus officinalis (garden asparagus), 945 nucleotides long. RefSeq names its product BI1-like protein. The transcript has 4 exons. NCBI's taxonomy places the organism in Eukaryota, Viridiplantae, Streptophyta, Magnoliopsida, Asparagales, Asparagaceae. The record is from RefSeq and is a predicted model, not a curated record. The coding region runs from base 30 to 743 and encodes 237 amino acids. Gene Ontology annotation, cellular component: membrane.
CCCGCCACCCACCAAUCUCGCCGGCGACGAUGGGGAAGAAAGGGGACAUCGAGGCCGGCAACAAUGGCGCUCUCUACCCCAACAUGAGCGAGAGCCCUCAGCUCCGAUGGGCUUUCAUCCGCAAAGUUUACGCCAUUGUCACGUGCCAAGUUCUUCUCACCGUCGCCGUCGCCGCCACCGUCGUCUUCGUGAAACCUAUCCCUGAUUUUCUGACGUCGAAGACCCCCUUGGCUUGGACGGUGCUUAUCUUGAUUGCAAUCUCUCCGCUGAUCACUCUGAUACCUAUGAUGUUCUUGCGAGAAAAGCAUCCUUGGAAUUUGAUUUUGCUCAUAUUGUUUACAGUCUGCAUCAGUUUUGCAAUCGGGCUCUCUUGCUCUACGAAGAGUGGGGAAGUGAUACUAGAAGCUGCAGGCUUGACAGCAGUUGUCGUCGUAGGUCUCACUAUCUACACAUUCUGGGCGGCAAAGAGAGGAUGCGACUUCAGCUUCCUCGGCCCCUUCCUCUUUACUGCCGUUCUCGUCAUGCUCGUCUACUGCCUCCUCCAGAUUUUUCUACCCUUGGGAAAGGUCGGUAGAACUAUCUACAGCUGCGUCGCUGCUGUUGUGUUCUCGGCCUUCAUCGUGUACGACACCGACAAUUUGAUCAAGCGUUAUAAGUACGAUGAGUAUGUCACGGCUUCCAUCUCUUUGUACUUGGACAUCAUUAACCUCUUCUCUGCGCUGCUGAAUCUCCUCAAUUCAUGAGCUUUGCUAGCAAGAAAAGGAAUUGCUACUAACUUGACUUCAGACUGUGAAGUCUCAUUUUCUUAACACAAAACUAUGGUGGCUGAUUUUUAGUGUAAAAAUAUCAUUGUAACGAAUGGAUGUUAUAGUGUAUCAAGCAUGUGACUCUGAGAUUGGCGACCUUCUUUGUUUUUAAAAGUCCGAUAGCGUGCGUUAUUUUGAA